UAUGCUCGAUUUCACACCUUUGGACUGGAACGAAUUUUUUGACAGAAAAGAACUGUUAUCUGUAAAUGAAGACAAAUUUAAUGUUUAUUUGAAAGGAUCAAAAGGCCCCCUAUUUUGUUUACUUCAUGGUGGGGGAUAUACUGGCUUGACUUGGGCAUGCUUUUCGGAACAAAUUUCUUCUCAAAUUGAAUGUCAAAUAAUUGCCCCAGAUUUAUGCGAUCAUGGAGAAACACGAGUAGAGGAUAAUUUAGACAUGUCUGCUGAAAGAAUGGCAAAGUAGGUAAAUAAACCAAUUUAAAGUGUUCAAGUCGUCUUUGAAGACAUUUUGGGGAAUUUUUCCCAAAUUUGGGGAAUUUUGUGAUUUUUGGUGUAGUGGGAUAAAUUCAGAUUCACCCCCAAAACGGUCGAUGGUUCGAACCCCAUCGUGGGAAAAUAUUUUAUUUUGAUGAA
Molecule: messenger RNA, 450 nt
Organism: Meloidogyne enterolobii
Lineage: Eukaryota; Metazoa; Nematoda; Chromadorea; Rhabditida; Meloidogynidae
Source: the annotation of a GenBank genome assembly